AUGGCAGAUGAAGAAUGCCAGAGUGCUACUCCCGUAAAUAACAACAGCAAUAACCUGGAUGAUGAGAUCGAUGACCUGAUUUAUUACGUAAGGACGGACGACAUUGUGGAAGUUAAAAGAAUCCUUCAACAUGGGAAUAUAAGCUCAAUUAACGAUGUGAAGGACGAAAAUGAAAACACACUCCUUCAUUUUGCAUGCGCAAAUAACAAUGUAGACAUGAUUCGCUUUCUGCUAUAUGAAUGCGCAAUUGGACAUAACCAACUGAAUGCCAGUGGAAAUAGCCCCCUCAUGUGGGCCAUACAGAAUAAACAUUACGAAGCUGUAAAGGAAGUACUACUUUUCGAUUACCUUCUAUAUAGCAAAGAAUAUACCACAGUGGAAAGGAAAAAAAACGAACUGUAUGAAAAUAUGAGGGAAGAUUUUUCGCAUAGUUCUCUAAUGAAGGAGGAAUAUCAGCUAAGUGUCCAUGCCAAAAAUAAAAUAAACUCGAUGAAUUUUUUCGGGAAUAUUUUCUCUGAUAAUAAUUAUAACAGAUUGAGCAAUGGAGACAGUGGUAACAAUGUGGGAAAUAAUAUUUUAAGCGGUCAGAGAGAAACGUGGGAGGAACAAAUUCGCCUAUACAAGGGAGCAAACAAAAUCGACCUUCUAAGGAAAAACGAAUUUAGUAAGAACAUUCUGUCGGAGGCAUUCAACGCCCAAGACGAAAAUAUUUUGCACCUUGUUCUGAGCCACCCCAUGUCUAGUGUGCUGGACGAUCAAGGUGAGAACAUAAUGAGUAACGUAAACGGCGUAGCCAACCGUCAGGACAACGCACCCAGUGGUCACGAAGACACAUCAUUCACGACAAACCUGGGAGAUGCAAAAAUAAUUCAGGAAUGCACCCAUCAGUUGCUCAUCAGCAGGGAGGCAAAAAUAAAGAACGGGGAAAACGAAGAAGAGGCCAUUAUACGAAUAAGAGAAAUUGGGCUAAACUAUUUUGGAAAUUCAUUUGAGGAUGGCAGAACAUCGGGAGAAGAAAUCCACUCCCAUAAUGACAUCACAGGGAUUAACAUUUGGGAGUGCUGUCUCACGAUGAGCAAAUGGAUCUGUGAUUUGUGCGUCCAGAAUAACACACUUUUUAACAACAAACUAGUGUUGGAACUCGGUGCAGGAAGUGGACUAGGGAGCAUUUCACUUUUCACACAUGCAAACAUUUUUCGCAACGGAACCGACCAAGGACCGGAGCAAGUAGUCAUUAGCGAUGUAAACCCAUUCACUCUAAAUAAUAUUUCGCAUAAUAUCCUAUUAAAUGAAGAACUCUUUAGCAAACUAGAUUCAACAUGGAGGAAUAAAAUAAAAGUAUGCAAUAUCGAUUGGACCAAUGAGGAUACAUAUCCACAUCAGAACGAGCAAAUUGUCACAUUUGACUACAUUAUUGGGAGUGAUUUAAUAUACGAUAAAAAAAUCGUACCAUCACUUAUCCAUAUAAUUAACUUAACAUUGAAAACAAAUGGCAUUUUUCUAUAUGUGUAUAGAAAGAACAGGGAUGGAUCUCAAGAAUUCCUGGAACAAUUAAAAAACGGGAAUUACGACAUACAGUUGUUCACCCCCCCGAGUCACUAUUUUAUUAGCCCCUUUCUCAAUUUAAGCCAAGAUCUCUACGAGGCAAAGUUCUCCGAAUUUACCGACACCUCCAACUUCGUUAUGAUGCGCUGUCAGAAAUAUUGA
Molecule: messenger RNA, 1707 nt
Organism: Plasmodium knowlesi strain H
Lineage: Eukaryota; Apicomplexa; Aconoidasida; Haemosporida; Plasmodiidae
Product: methyltransferase, putative
Exons: 1
Coding region: 1-1707 (568 amino acids)
Cellular component (GO): cytoplasm; nucleus
Molecular function (GO): protein binding
Source: RefSeq, a predicted model, not a curated record